Molecule: messenger RNA, 1186 nt
Organism: Eriocheir sinensis (Chinese mitten crab)
Lineage: Eukaryota; Metazoa; Arthropoda; Malacostraca; Decapoda; Varunidae
Exons: 4
Coding region: 239-1186 (315 amino acids)
Source: RefSeq, a predicted model, not a curated record
UGUGUGUGUGUGUGGUGAGGGCGGAUGUACUGUACUCACCGCAGUCUAUGGUACUCAGAGCGAUUCAGUUUCCACGUAUUUUCAGGUCCCUCGUUAUUUUGUAUUGUGGAAAAUUUCGUUCACUGACACGUACGGUAUAACAUAGGUCGGUAUUAUAAGACUUUCGGUUCUCUCACCAGCUAUUUCUAAAGGUCAAAGAGGGGAUCAAUCGGGUUCUAAUGUGUGUUUCUUUGGGUUCAUGGUACAGAAGAAGGGUCAGAAUGUCAGAGGGGAUCAAUCUGGUUCUAAUGUGUGUUUCUUUAGGUUCAUGGUACAGAAGAAGGGUCAGAAUGUCAGAGGGGAUCAAUCGGGUUCUAAUGUGUGUUUCUUUAGGUUCAUGGUACAGAAGAAGGGUCAGAAUGUCAGAGGGGAUCAAUCGGGUUCUAAUGUGUGUUUCUUUAGGUUCAUGGUACAGAAGAAGGGUCAGAAUGUCAGAGGGGAUCAAUCGGGUUCUAAUGUGUGUUUCUUUAGGUUCAUGGUACAGAAGAAGGGUCAGAAUGUCAGAGGGGAUCAAUCAGGUUCUAAUGUGUGUUUCUUUGGGUUCAUGGUACAGAAGAAGGGUCAGAAUGUCAGAAGGGAUCAAUCAGGUUCUAAUGUGUGUUUCUUUGGGUUCAUGGUACAGAAGAAGGGUCAGAAUGUCAGAGGGGAUCAAUCAGGUUCUAAUGUGUGUUUCUUUAGGUUCAUGGUACAGAAGAAGGGUCAGAAUGUCAGAAGGGAUCAAUCGGGUUCUAAUGUGUGUUUCUUUGGGUUCAUGGUACAGAAGAAGGGUCAGAAUGUCAGAAGGGAUCAAUCAGGUUCUAAUGUGUGUUUCUUUGGGUUCAUGGUACAGAAGAAGGGUCAGAAGGUCAGAAGGGAUCAAUCUGGCUCUAAUGAGUGUUUCUUUGGGUUCAUGGUACAGAAGAAGGGUCAGAAUGUCAGAGGGGAUCAAUCAGGUUCUAAUGUGUGUUUCUUUGGGUUCAUGGUACAGAAGAAGGGUCAGAAUGUCAGAGGGGAUCAAUCGGGUUCUAAUGUGUGUUUCUUUGGGUUCAUGGUACAGAAGAAGGGUCAGAAUGUCAGAGGGGAUCAAUCUGGUUCUAAUGAGUGUUUCUUUGGGUUCAUGGUACAGAAGAAGGGUCAGAAUGUCAGAAGGGAUCAAUCAGACUUAUAG